AUGACGAAGCGCAACCUCAUCGUUGUUUCGAACCGUCUCCCUCUGUCACUGAAAAAGGUCGACGGGGGAUACGAAUCCUCCCUUUCCAGUGGAGGUCUAGUCACAUCCCUAUCAGGAUUGACUAAAACGACUACCUUCAGUUGGUUCGGAUGGCCAGGUAUCGACGUGGCCGAUGAAAAGGAACAGGGACAAAUUCGCCAGAGCUUGGAUGAGCAUAACGCUGUGCCGAUUUUCUUGGAUAAUGAGUUGGCGAAUAAGCACUAUAAUAACUUUUCUAAUGCCAUCCUCUGGCCUAUCCUGCAUUACCAAUCCGGCAUCAAUUUUGAAGACGGUCCUUGGGAAGCAUACCAACGCGUGAACGAGAUCUUUGCCGAUACGAUCGCCGAGGCAGCCAAGCCGGGGUCGUUGAUCUGGGUGCACGAUUAUCAUCUUAUGCUGCUGCCGCGGCUGUUGAGGGAUCGUCUGGCGGGGAAGAAUUGCGCGAUUGGGUUCUCGCUGCAUACGCCGUUCCCGGCGGGAGACUUUUGGCGCGGUCUGCCGGUGCAGAAGGAGUUGUUGAGGGGGUUGCUGGCGAGUGAUGUAAUUGGGUUUCAUACGGAUGAGUAUAAGAGGAAUUUUGUGCUUUGCGCGGAGACUCUGGCCGAUGCGAAGGUGAAAGAGUCAGGGACGUUGGAGUACGAAGGGCAUGAGGUAGUUGCGGAAAAGUUCAUUGUCGGCAUCGAUCCGCAGAAAUUUACGGAUGCGCUGCAGAAUGAGGAAGUGCAGAAUCGCAUAAGGGAGUUGCAGCGCAGGUAUAUGGGGAUGAAGGUUAUUGUUGGGGUGGAUCGACUGGAUUAUAUCAAGGGGCUUGACCAGAAGUUGAAGGGCUAUGAUGCUUUCUUGGAUCAGUAUCCGGAGUUGAGCAAUAAGGUGGUGCUUAUCCAGGUGGCGGUGCCUAGUCGGGAGGAUGUGAAGGAGUAUCAGGAUCUAGAGACGGAAUUGAGUACGAUGGCUGGGAGGAUUAACGGCAAGCAUUCAACCGCCGAUGGCUGUCCGCUGAUCUACAUGCACCGGUCUGUCAACUUCAGCGAAUUGACGGCGCUGUACUCGGUUGCCGAUGCCUGCUUACUGACCUCGACGCGGGAUGGGAUGAACCUUGUUUCGUUCGAGUACGUUGCGUGCCAGGCGCAGCGGCAUGGAGUGCUCCUGCUGUCCGAGUUUGCCGGCGCGGCAUCUUUCAUGAAGGAGGGAUGUCUUACUUUCCAUCCGGCGAAUAUGUCAGAGAUGGUUGAUGCGAUUCAUCAAGCGGUCACGAUGAAUGACGAGGAACGCAAGAGUCGAUAUGAAACGUUGCGGCAUUUUAUCGAGACGAACACUAGUGCGAAAUGGGGCGAGUCUUUCAUCGAGACAUUGACCAAGCAUGUGGACGGCGGGAAUUGAGCCUGACAUGGAUGGUGUCAGAUACAAACCGUUGAAAUUGCACACGGCACGUUGAGGACCUUCCCGUGUUAUCCGGAUAAUGGCAGGGCUAGAAGAUAAUUAACAUGUAGUGGAUAGCACAAGAUCACAAAUUGAGAAGACCAUAGACAUGGCAUGAUUCCAACAGC
Aspergillus eucalypticola CBS 122712 is the source of this 1586-nucleotide messenger RNA. RefSeq names its product trehalose-6-phosphate synthase. Bases 1 to 1419 code for a protein of 472 amino acids. Gene Ontology annotation, molecular function: catalytic activity. Lineage: Eukaryota; Fungi; Ascomycota; Eurotiomycetes; Eurotiales; Aspergillaceae. The record is from RefSeq and is a predicted model, not a curated record. Gene Ontology annotation, cellular component: cytosol; alpha,alpha-trehalose-phosphate synthase complex (UDP-forming). The transcript has 4 exons. Gene Ontology annotation, biological process: cellular response to heat; trehalose biosynthetic process.